Molecule: messenger RNA, 342 nt
Organism: Artibeus jamaicensis (Jamaican fruit-eating bat)
Lineage: Eukaryota; Metazoa; Chordata; Mammalia; Chiroptera; Phyllostomidae
Gene: NHLRC4
Product: NHL repeat containing 4
Source: RefSeq, a predicted model, not a curated record
AUGCCGGGUCUGGAGGACCCCCUCGGGGUGGGCCUGGGGCCCAAUGGGGGCUUUGCUGUGAGUGAGGAUUUGGGUACUGUUCAGCAGUACCCACCACCCCUGAGCUUCCCAAGGGGCCUGACGCCUGCCUUUGGUAGCCCAGCCUGUGUGUGCACUGAUUCAGAGGGUAAUGCUAUUGUGACAGACAAGCGCAGUGCCGAGCUGACCCUGUUUCCCUGGACUUCGGCACCCAUCUGCUUGGUGUUCCAGGGGCUGGGGCAGCCCUUGGGCAUGGCCUGGGUGCCCCAGGGCCAGCUCACGGUGGUGGAUGCAAGAGACAGCUACAUCAAGAUGUACCAGUGA